UAAAAAAAAAUUUCCUCUGCAAAAACCAGUACUAGCUCUAGUACUCAACAAUGGCGAAUAACAAGAUCCGAAAAAUAGUUCAACUAAAACAAGUAAUGAAGAGAUGGAAAUCAAUGAGUUUAGGCAAAACACACCACCACAGCAACAGAUCUGAUUCAUCAGAUUCCUCUUCAUCUUCAUCAGAAUCCGACUCGAAUUCAAGAAACAGAAGAAUAAGUUUAAAGAGAAUUCCAUCAUCUGGGAAUUUAGCAGUUUAUAUCGGUCCAGAAAGAAGAAGAUUCGUAAUACCAACAAGGUAUUUGAAUUUACCAAUAUUUGUUUCGUUAUUGAAGCAAUCUGAAGAAGAAUACGGGUUUCAGUCCAACGGCGGUCUGGUAUUACCAUGUGAAGUGGUUUUCUUCAAGAGGGUGCUGAAAUUGCUUGAUAAAGAUGAGAAUAGGUUUAGGAGAUUAGAGUUGGAUGAGUUUUUGAAUUUGAUUUCUGAUACUGUGGAUCCAAAUUAUUGUAGAGAAGGUGCUAAAGAUUUUGGAUUCACUCCUCUGUUGCCUAAAACUAGGGCUUGAUUUUAAGCUGUGAGUUUGAUGAUGAUGAAGAAAAAAUGGAGGAGAAAUUUUAGUAGGGUUUGUGUAAAGACUGAUGAAAUUGCAAGAAAAAAGAUGUAAUGGCCUAAUCAAUGGGGUUUUUUUUUUUUUUUUUUUUCAUCCAUGAUUUCCUGUCUAUUAAUGGUGAUGGGAUUUCAAUGAGAUGUUUUUGUGUUUUCUAGGGUUCUUUUUCUUUUAGGACAUUAAUAUGGGGUUGGGUUAGAGAUUGUGGGAAAUGCAAAAUUAGUGCAAAAUUUCUAAUGCUAAUUAAUGGAGAACAAAAUUAAUGAAAAGAAAUUUCAUUUCUGUGAUUUUAAUUUGUAAGUAAUUAUGUUGUUGUUUGAUUUGAUUUGUUUUGAGGUCCUUUUGAGA
This is a messenger RNA of Papaver somniferum (opium poppy), 953 nucleotides long. Its product is annotated as auxin-responsive protein SAUR71-like. The record is from RefSeq and is a predicted model, not a curated record. Gene Ontology annotation, biological process: response to auxin. Bases 51 to 563 code for a protein of 170 amino acids. The transcript has a single exon. Lineage: Eukaryota; Viridiplantae; Streptophyta; Magnoliopsida; Ranunculales; Papaveraceae.